AGUGUCCUAAGAAUAACCCUCCAUUUUCCCCUAGAGAAUGAUGUUUAUUUCUUGGUGGCUCUUUGGUGUGUCCCUCGCCCCAGCAAAGUGAAUGAUGUUUAUAUCUCCCACCCCUCCUGAUUUCACCCUGGAGACGCCUGUGCCCCCUGCACCUGGACAGUUCAGCGCCAAGAAUGAACAGACGCUCCCCUCAGCACCUAAAGACACACUGAGAUCAAACACCAGUGAGCUCCAGGCACCCCCUAAUGAAAUUGUUGUUGAAUUCUUCACUUCGGAGCAACAUUAGUGUUUAUGGAUAGCUUUCAGCUCUUGCUAAUGGUUAUCUACUCUUCAAAAUGGCUUUUCUAAAUUAAGAGGAUGACACAGAGAAACAGUUAGAGGUCUAAUGUGUACUAAAAGCCUGACUGGGGGCCUCAUUAAAGACUCACUGAAACAAAUUGUUUUCUCUCUUGGAGCUGACAGGGUUCUGCUGUUGAUAAUAUAUCAGAAGCGGACUAGGGCAGUGUUUCAAUGAAAAUAAAGAGUGACAGCAUUGAGAUUUACUAAGAGGAAUUACAGACCUGAGGAAAUAUACAGAUUAAUUUGCCAGCUGUCUGACACUCCACAUGGUGUGUUAAUGACAUGAAGAAAAAUAAAAACACAAAUUAAAUUAUGGUAUGUGCUUCUGUGUACACAUUAACAUUCAUAUAAACACUUGGAUAAAGCCAUUUCGACAAGUGUGUUCAUAUCUGUACGGUUUAUACAUAAGCAGUCAUAAUUAUAUGCAUGCGCAUAUGGUACAACUGUAUCUGAGCUACAACUGCUUGUACAUAACUGAGAUAUGAGACAUUUGUUUUCUUUUAACUCAACAUUUGAAUGCAUUUUUACCUAUUAAAUAUGAAGUAUGAAAUCAAUCAAACAAGCAAAAACAAAACUAAUAAAGAACACAAUACAGAAACGAUAUAUCUUCAGUAAAAGUUAGAUAAAAUGGAACAUUUUUCACUUAAUUAUUUCACAUUAAUAUGUCAAUAAUAUUCUAUUAAAUUAUUAUUUAAACAUAAAAACAGUGUAAACUCAAACGCUGAUCAUUAUUUCAAAAUAAAAUUUUCCAUUAAUAUUUUCUUUUUGCUUUAAAACGAAAAAACCUUUUUUUUUUCAAACUAACUAAUUAAUUAAUUAAUUUUACUUUUUGGGGGAUGGUGGCAAUUGUUUGCUUUAAUAUUUGUUGGUUUAAGGUAUGUAUUCAUUUAGUGUUGAUGUAGGUUUGUUGUGCGUAUUCCUGUCUUGUUUGUUUUGUUCUUGUUCCUGUUUUUGCAACGUUUGUGAGGGUGUGUGAAUGUGAAUUGUGGUGCAAAAUUGAUGAAAUGCUUCAAUAAAAAGUUAAAAGAAAGAAAGAAGAAAUAGAGUGACAGUAAAAGAAGCAAUAGAAUAAACCAAGAAUCCAGUAAAACAGCAACAAAGCUUGUAGAAGUACACCAACUACAUUUCCCAUAAGGCGUCGCGAUGAUACGUCAUCCAUCUGCGCUGAGCUGAGGUGGCGUUACACAGGAGGUAAACACGCCGGUUUAUUUCUGCUGAAACUGACUUUUUAAAAGAAACGAUAAAGAACGAAUAGAUGUUUUCACUCAAACUCGUGUUAUUAAUGGACGCUUUAACAUUUUCCUCAUUUGUUGUUUGUUUCACACAUUUGUUUCGCUUGUAAGCUAACAUAAUGCUACUCCGGGAUGCUAAUGCUAAAGUGAUUAAACGCCUUUACCUGAUCGUUUCCCUCACAGGUGGUCUCCCGGUUGCUCCCUUGACUUUUCCUCCUCCUCCUCUGUUCUCAUCAUGACCAAACUCCUAGAGUGGCUGUUCGGUGUCUCGCUUGUGGGCUCAGUCUGGGCUUUGGUCUCCUUCGACCUGUUGGACCUGAGUCUGCCGCAGACUUACAAAGACGUUGCCUGGCCGAUGCCGCUGUAUCUGCUGGUUUCAUUCGGCUGCUACUCCCUGGCCACGGUGGGUUACAGGGUUGCCACCUUCAAUGACUGUGACGAGGCCGCCAAAGAGCUGCAGGAACAGAUAAAGGAAGCCAAAGAGGACUUGAAGCGGAAGGGCUUAAAGAUGUAGAAGAAGAUGUAAAAGACUGUGUGGACACCCUAAGACACUGAAAAGGGAAACAUGGACCUCUUCAAUCACAACCAAGUGUCUGCUGUUGUGAUGUCUGAGUUACUUAAACUUGUGUGUAAAAUAUGUUAGAUGAGAUCUGAACACCUGAAGCAGAAAUCUUCUUAAAUUCUGGUCCUCAGAUUGGGUUAUUUAGGUUGUAGGAAUUAGAAAUGAACAGCCCAGUGGGUUGAUCUUGGUUUUCCAUAAACAGCACUUUGGUUUUCAACUCUGAUCAGUUGUUGUCAUUCCCACAUAGAAAGACCUUUACUAUGAAGUAUAUAAAUGCUGGUAGAUCCUCUCAUUUGUACAAGGGAAACCUAAUAAAAUAACAGAUCCUGUAUGUGGUUGCAAAGUUUGUACUUUUGCAAGUAGCACCUAUUUUUUCCCAUUACUGAAAUGCCAUCAAGUAAAACCCAAAGUUAACACUGGAAUAAUCAAACUGUUUAAGCUGGGAAUUCUCCGUGUCAACUCAAAGUAAAGGGACAUAGUGUGGACUACUGUGUCAAGAGUGUCUGGAGAUCAGAGCUUGUCAGAAUAAAUGGACUAGAUCUAAUCUGUGAAGAACUGUACAUUCCAUUAUCCGAUUUCAGAAAUGUGCCCUGUGGCUAUGACUGAGACUUCAUUAAAUCUGAGUAUUUUCUUCAUUUUUUUGCUGUCUACAAAUGUGUGUGUGUUUGUGGGUCAGGACCUCAGAUAGGACCAGGCAGAAAGUAUGUGUUCAUGAAUGCGUGCAUGUAUGACACAUUCCCAUGCCUAAGGGCUUAUUAUCAACUUCUCAAUGCCUCCUUCUGUGCAAGUAACAAAUCUCUUUUGUCCCAUUUUGUAGUUAUCAACAUGAAAUAUGCUGUAAAGCAUUUUCUAUGUUCGCCCACAGAGGUUUGUUCUAAUCAGACAAUGUAAGCUAAGGAUGUAGUUCUAAAGUAAUCUGAUGUUGGCAAGUAAUAUUUUCCCCUGUAAGCCUUUAAAGGCUGCCUGUGCUGAAUCCCUGCUGUGCACAAACAAAGCAUAGCCUGGCUCAAGGCAUCAUUAUGGGGUUUCAAAAGCUCCCAUAACUUUAGAACAAAUGCAAAAGAGUCAACACUUCUCUGUGUGCAAACUCUGCCCGAUGUACUGUUUGGCUGCUGCCCCAUCACGCCUUGCAGAGCUCCCCCCCACCUUCUCUCUCUCCCCAUGAUUGUCUGCAAGCUGUUGCAAGAGCAGACUGGAUGAAAGGCAACCUGUUAUUUACCAGAAACUCUCUUACUUUGGCAAUUACACCAAAGCCUUUUCUCAGUAGGCAGUUGUGUUCUUACUCGUAGCCACAUGUGAACGAGUUAAUCACUUUUCUUUGUCCCUGUUCUUUCCCAAAUCCAACUUUGAAGGCA
Messenger RNA from Xyrichtys novacula (pearly razorfish), 3488 nucleotides. The record is from the annotation of a GenBank genome assembly. Lineage: Eukaryota; Metazoa; Chordata; Actinopteri; Labriformes; Labridae.